CAUCGUCUUUAAAAAAGGAGGCGUUCAAGUUAUUCUUAAUACAAUAUCCACAUGCCCACAUGCAUGGGGACCUUAGACCCUGUAAUGUUCCUCCCUUCCAAAAGCUGCUGUCUGUAGAGCCAAAGCUCAUAAGUUGAUAUCUUCCAAAGCUUCAAUCUUUUGAAUACUAGUCAAUUUACAUUUAUUUGUCAGAGACUAUGCAUUAAUCAUUGUAACAGGUUACAAAUGCAUAAUACAGAUGUGUGUUGCAUAUAGGAUUUUCUUGCCACGGCUAAUGUGUGACCUCUAUCCAAUGUACGGCUUUUCUUCUGAAAAAGGUCUCAACACUGCAUUAAGGAGUGCAUGAGUAAAAUUGAGCACAUAACUAACACAUAACAUCUAUUCUCAUAAAUGCGAUACCUAAUAAACUCCCUCUUUGUAUCUUAUGAGCAAGGAGACACUGCCUGGGGGAACAAAGAGAGCUUGAAACAACGAAUUAUUUUAGGAAAGGACUAUCUUUACAGUCGGUAUGAACAGUUUCAAUAACAUUUACGUCAUCACUGAUGGUAUUAAAAUUUAUUUUUUGUAACAAUGUGAAAAAAACAAACCUAUCCCUUUGUUCCUUUCAGCUCAUCUGCACGGAAAGGUGGCUCCUUGAAUAAUAAAACGUGUUUACAUGCUUUGAAAUGAACAUAUUGCCAAGGAUUAUUAGUUAUUAUUUUCAUACUACCUAAAAAGCACAAGGAACAGCCGACACACACUGCAUGAGCACCAUUCAACGAACCACCCAAAACUCUUCAUUGGUAGCCAUGAUGAACACACCCAGAUAUGACCACAUUUCUUUAAAUAAAAAAAACGUAUCAAUGCGUUAACUGUCGGGCUGCACACCGCGCGUGGAGAGCGAGAGAGAGGGAUGAAAUAGUGCCCACCAGACUGACAGACACAAGAGUGCCAGCAGAGGUGACUCGCCGUGGAUGCUCUCCUUCUUGCUGCAUGUGGCCCUUGAACCUAUUGUUGUGUCGCGGGUGACGUCAGUGCUGUGUGCGGGAGACGGAGCGGCGUGUGCGCCUGGCGAGACAAAGGCGGCGGACCGACCGGGGUCAGGCAGCAGCAGAGAGCCGAGAGCCACUGUGUGUGUGUGUGUGUGUGUGUGUGUGUUUUAACUCUGAGGAACCCGCUAACCUUGGAUUUCAGCCGCCGUCCUGCCGACGGUGCGCAGCAUGAGGACCCAGUGACACACCCAGGAAUACGCGUUGACUCCCACGGAAAGAGAGAAAAACAACAGCGCUCUCUUUUCGGGUUUGAACGUUUUUCCUUCCAACGCCCCCCGUCUGGAGAGCUAGCCCGCUAACCCGCUAGCUCCUCGUCUCCCCGGCUGCUCCGCAUUUUCCUCCCCGAGAACUGGGCGUCGAGCGAAGGCAGGACCUCGUCGACGAAGGCGAGAUAAAGUAAGUUCGUGUGGUUUCCGCACUUGUUUAAUUCUCAGAAAGCCACGCGACUGGCCAGGAGAGGCGAGCACGAGACUGUCAGAGCGGAGCUAAGCGGCUAGCUGCGCUCCCAAACAAAGGGGUCGACAACGUGACUGUGUGCAGCCUGUUAGCCGCUAGCUCGAAGCUAACAACAGAAUAUACAGGGCACUCUUUCACGUUUUAAUACCAGCGGAGCACGAGCGGGGCUCUGAAGUUACUGCCACGCGGGGUAUUCGUGAAUGCGCAGGGGGGAACACUUUAUUCACGUGUUUUACUCGGAGAGGUUUCUUUCUGCCUCCGGAUGGUUUCAGUUGUCAGACGAGAAGCAACAGCAGACAAAGCGAGGCGCCCAAACCAGCCCGCUGCUCGGGGACAGGUGGCUGCACGGAGACCCGCUCCGGCUGGAGGUUGUAUUGGUAAACAAACACUUGACUCUUUGUGUGUAUUUUUAAAUUUUCAGAACGGGGUGAACUCACUCCCCAUCAGGCACUCGCGAUCUGAUGUGAGAUCCACGGAGACACUAUGCCUAGUCCUUUAUUCCACCCCGAGAUUAUGGACCACGACGUGGGGAUCAGCAGCCAGCACAACGGGGUCGGUCUGUCCCGAGAGACGGACCAGGAGAUCCGGGAAGAGGACCACCAAGAGGCGCUCCGCUUCGCCCUGGACCAGCUGUCACUCAUGGCCCUGGAGAAGGUAGACUGUGGGGGCGGCGGGCUAGUCGACACCAUGGACGGGACUCAGGGCUCCGAGGGCUGCAACGGCGUGGGCGGAGGGGGCUACGCGGACCUGCAGAUGCUGGAGCAUCCCAACGGGUCCCAGGACUCGCCGACGUCUUGUUCUCCAUCUCCGGAGUACUACGGCUCGGGCGGGUACCACAUGGCCGGCUCGCACGCGAUGCUCCACGGAGAACAAAGCUCCGUCCUCUGCAGCAGGAAGAGAAGUGUCAACAUGACUGAAUGUGUACCUGUGCCCAGCUCUGAACAUGUGGCGGAGAUAGUGGGCAGACAAGGUUGUAAGAUUAAGGCCUUGCGUGCCAAAACAAAUACCUACAUAAAGACUCCAGUCCGAGGCGAGGAGCCCAUCUUCAUCGUGACGGGACGCAGGGAGGACGUGGAGAUGGCGAAGCGUGAGAUUGUCUCUGCAGCUGAGCAUUUCUCUAUGAUCCGGGCGUCCCGCUGCAAAGCGGGAGGGCCUGGAGGAGGAGCAGGAGGUGGAGGAGCAGCAGCAGCAACGGCAUCGGCGACAGGAGGCACCAGUAGCGGUGGGGGUGGCUCUCUUCCUGGUCCACCACACUUACCUGGACAAACCACCAUACAGGUCAGGGUGCCCUACAGAGUAGUCGGUUUAGUGGUUGGACCAAAAGGAGCAACAAUUAAGCGCAUCCAGCAGCAGACCCACACCUACAUCGUGACACCGAGUAGAGAGAAAGACCCGGUGUUUGAGGUGACCGGCAUGCCGGAGAACGUAGACCGAGCCAGAGAGGAGAUCGAGACCCACAUCACCCUGCGGACCGGAACCUUUGUCGACCUGCAGGGGGACAACGACUUCCACUCGAACGGCACCGAUGUCAGCCUAGAAGGCCUGGGCGCCCUCAGCGGAGGACUAGGGUCGUCUCUGUGGUCUCGGGCGACCGCCCACCAUUCUGCCCCCCCUCCUCCGCCAGCCUCCCCACCCCCUCCUCCUAUUCCCAUGUCCAUGCAUCACUCAUCUAACCGGAAGAUGUCGUCCUCGGUAACCUAUCACAGUCACAACGGUGCGAUGAGCUCAGACAACUUUAGCGGCAGCCGCAAGGCCAACGAGGGCGGCAGCCCCACGAGCCCCUUUAGCACCGGCUCCAGCAGCGCUGGGGGGGGGUUCACCUUCGGGGGCGACGCCACCCCAGGACUGCCCUCCUCAGAGGAACUGGGCUUUGAGUUCAGCGCCGCUAACAUCUGGGCACCUUUCGUCAACGGUGGACCGGGCAAUAAGACGGCCGGCUCCUCCUCCCAGCAGCAGCCUCUACGUCGCAACAGCAGCGGCCUCAGCGGCGGCGCCAUCACUCCACGAUUGUCUCCAACUCUGCCUCAGGACGCGGGCGCGGGCCCCCUGGACCACCCCUUGGCCCGCCGCGCACAGAGCGACCCCCUCAGCACGCUCUCCUGGUUACAGUCCGGCAGCGCGGGAGGCGGCUCCUUCUCCGGAGCGUCUAGCUCCAGCUCCGGUGGCUCUUCGACCGGGUACUCCUCUUGCUCCGCCUCCUCCCUGCCCGGGGGCUCGCCCACUGACUCCGAGGGCGGCGGCAGCGGCGUGGCCCUCAGUUCUGUGAUGCUGAGCCGGCUGAAGGGAAGCUUCGGCCCCGGGGCCCCGGGUCUUGUCGGCAUCAGCCCCGGGAUCAACAGGGACUGCUUUGUGUGCUUUGAGAGCGAGGUGACGGCAGCCCUGGUGCCCUGUGGCCACAACCUGUUCUGCAUGGAGUGCGCCGGCCAAAUCUGCCAGUCAGCUGAUGCAGAAUGCCCCGUCUGCCACACCCCCACCACACAGUGCAUCCGCAUCUUCUCCUAAUGCCCGGGAGCGGGAGGAGGUCACACAUGAGGGGGCAGGAAGAAGACUGGAGUGGGGCAACGGAAGGAUUCACACUAAUAACUUUCACACACACGAUGGACCAUAAUAAAUGCAUAAUGGAGAUGAUGAUGAUACGAUACGGAUGUUUUUGUUGUUGUCAAUAUUAAUAAUAAUUACAAUGGCUUAUUUUCAGAGCGAUGCUAAUUGAAACUGGAUCUUCAGACAGUGGGGUUCAGUGGGAGCCUCUGGAAGGAAACUAGUGUCUUAUCUCUCUUCAGGCCUUCAUUUGGACCUGAAGCCGCCCGCUGGCUGCCGGUCCGUCUCAACUCUUCUUCAUUCAGACGUCUACCUGCUUUCUCUCACAGCCUUUCCUUUUGACACUUUUGUACGUAACAGAUAUUUUUCAAUGAAGCUGUCGAUGAUGCCUGCACUUUUUUACUCCUUGUUUUAAUGUUCUUGACGGGACGCAAACCGUUCCAACAAAGCUCCUCGCUGUCUCCUCUUGACCCACUCGUGCUGUUGUUUGAGCGGCAUGGGUGCUAUUUUUCUGCAAGCGUGGAACUUUUUUCUAAAGAUCCACGUAUAGUCUGGCACCUAUCGGAACAAUACACCGAGGGACCUCUGACGGACGACUUCCUGUCUCUCUUUGCCACACAAAAGCCACCAGUGAUGCCAGAUGAAGGCUAUUAAUAGACUUCUUAAAUUGAUCAAAUCUACCAGUGUGUUGGAUGAAUUUGGACGCCCCGCAUUUCAAAUGUGGCCGCCGCAUUAAUUCACAGGAAUUAUCCUUUUAGGAGAAACGUACCAUUAGUAAUACAAUAGGAAUGUUUGAGGUCCGUUCCCACAUCUCUCUUGCGUGUCUGAAUGAUGGCCACUCGUGCCGUUUCACAUCGGCGCCAUGAUGUCGUCCUCGCCAGGAGAAGAUGUGGCUCCGGUCCCGCUGCCCCGCUCCGUCUCCGUCCUACAGGAGGACCUCGCUCUGAUUCAUCAGAACCAGGACACCUUCACAUCCUGCCUGUUACACUCGGAUCGGCUCGCUUAGUGUUGUCGUUAACUAGUUUUUGACUCGUGGCUGUCGAGUGUGGGGCUCGCAGACAUAUUUUGAACUCUAGGAUAAGAUAGGGCUUUUCUGAUAUCACACGUGAAUGUUUUGUCCCUUGCGGUUUGCUCCUCCUCCUCCCCACGUCACACAAUAACAAGGGACUCGAUCGAACAAUUUCUCUUCAUGCACUGUAACUCCCGGCCCCUCUAAAGAGAUAAGAAACGGCUCUUACUGUUUGUUUUGGUCUCCCCCCCCUCCCUGACAGCGAAGCUGUCCGCCGCGGGUCGUUCUGAGACGUGUCCAAUGUUUUCAAAGCAUUACCGAGGAACUCCAGGCGGUUGCAUUCUGUUUUGUGUUUGUGGUUUUAAACAGAAGUGCGUGUGCAGCGGCCGCCUCCUCUCGUGUUAACCCUGCGCGGCUCUCGGUUGACCGCGCGUGGAAUCGGCUCAUUGAAUGAGACGCAAGCCAUGACGACGGAAUUUAAAGGACACAUUUAAUUCUCAAGGGCUUCCUCUGACUCCAGACACACACUCGCGUGUUCCGGCUCGCCCGCAGGGGGUCGAUGUUCUCCUUUACGGCAGCUAGUAGCUAGGUCAUCCAGGGCUUCCAGACACACUUUGUGUUCAAAUCCCAGCUGCUGCAGAAUGUUUUUUUCUUUUUCCCCCUCUUUUUCUAACUGUUCCUACGCGGUCAUCACAUCCGUAUUCGGUCGCUGGAGCGCAGGGCAUCGCGGCCCCGGUGUGUCCGCCCCUCUGGACGGAGUCUCAGAUCAGUUAAUGGGGUUGGGGUGCUCCAGCCUGGAUGAUGGCGGACUCUUUUUUUUUUUUUGUCCGACAUUUGCGAAGUUAGGUGACGGGGGCAGCAGCAGCUGCACAGAGGAAUCUAAUAAGCCGCUGUCCUGUUGCAGCCAUGCACUAAUCGAUGUGUCCACGUGUGUAGGAACGAUCUGCCAGGAGCGACGGCGGUCGUCUUCGUGAAGGCGCCCCUUGGUGCUUUGGUCCCUCCUGAAACACUGCGACCCGCAAACCCCGUCGCUAGUGGGAGGCCUCUUGCUUCUCAAACUCAGCCGUGCGCAGUAGACCCGACACGCCGUUAUCAUUCCCGUCAGAAGUGGGGAACCCCCCGACACCCCCCCCCCUCUCUGGUGUCGAGCGUUGCGUUACUUGUGCGCACGCGCGUCAAAACGAACAUCCGUCGAGUCCGAGGCGAUCAUUCAAGCUCCUUUUCAAACCGUUCACGGCGACGUGUUAAAGGAAUUAAACGUGUUAUAUUUGCCAGAAGGGUCUAAUGUAAAUCCUCGUGUUGCACUGGGAUAUUUCUGGCCUAUGAGAGAAUGUUAUGGUUUAAUGUACAGUAGUUUAAUUGUUUAAAAGGUACAAAGUUUUUCAGAUUGACUGCUGAUUUUUGUAUUUUUUUGAGCCAAAAUCUCCCCUCCCCCAUUUCCUUCCUAAAGGUUUGAAAACAGGGUUUCCUGAGUCAUGCUAGCCAGUGACCUCUGACCUUUUUUGUGAUUAGAGGGGGGGGGGAUGCAAAGAGAGCCAUGCCAGUAAGGGGUGACACCCCUCAAGCCGCCGCUCUCCUAUUUUUGGCUUUAAUUCUUUGUAUGCAGAACCAAAAUGUAAAACGUUGACAGUAGGUUUCAGGCCUGACCUGUGUGUAAAUACCCUGAAUACAAUCAUUGGGAUCUUGUUUUCAAAAGCAAAAUGACAAAUGAAGAUAAGUAGUUUCUAAAGAACAUGUAUCAUUGUUUGUAAGUUAACCAUCUGCAUGUCUUCAAGCCAUCUGGCAUUAGCUAAUAAUUUUUAAGAUAUAAAAAAAAAAAAACUUUUUACACAUUUUAUUUUUUACAAUUUAUUUGCUUACCUAAAUAUCCCAGACAAUAAUGUGACCCUUUAUAUUACUUAAAAUUUAUUUUUAUUUUCCAUUUUUUUAAUUUUCCUUAUUUCCUGUGUACUACAUUAUAGGCAAUUUAUAACUGAGAAAAAAUAUUGAAGAAAUUUUUAAAUUGAAAUAUAUUUUAUUUGAAAGUUUAUGGACCUUUUAACCAAGAGCUGGAAAAAUUGUAUAAUCGUAUGAUUUGAGCUGACUUGACGGUUAUGAGAAAUGUAUCAAGAGUUUUAUUUUUUAUGCUUCUUUAAUAAAGUCUUGUUUUUGGUUUCAUUUUUUUACUGUAAAAUAAGAA
Molecule: messenger RNA, 7213 nt
Organism: Pseudoliparis swirei
Lineage: Eukaryota; Metazoa; Chordata; Actinopteri; Perciformes; Liparidae
Product: RNA-binding protein MEX3B
Exons: 3
Coding region: 1971-3989 (672 amino acids)
Molecular function (GO): RNA binding
Source: RefSeq, a predicted model, not a curated record